This is a messenger RNA of Penicillium waksmanii, 1077 nucleotides long. RefSeq lists its product as uncharacterized. Lineage: Eukaryota; Fungi; Ascomycota; Eurotiomycetes; Eurotiales; Aspergillaceae. Bases 1 to 1077 code for a protein of 358 amino acids. The transcript is spliced from 2 exons. The record is from RefSeq and is a predicted model, not a curated record.
AUGGCCCCAUCAUUAUGUACCGACGACGUGACCGGGACUGGCAAAAGUGGAUCAGUCAAGUUCAAUGCUAAGCAGCAUCUUGCCUACUCACCACCUUCAAAUAUCCUCAAAAUGAAGGAUCUUGGGAAAAGUCCUACUGUUCUUUCCCCGGUGGCCUCUACUGAGCCUUUCCCCUUGCUGUCUCAUGACGCCAUUCUCCAGCAUCGCAGUGAGAUUUUUAGUGGUGAUGUUCUGGACAACUGCAUGCAUCAUACCCGACCUGGAUCAGUUCAGAUUCGGGGAAUGGCUCCUCGUUAUGCGUCCUUCAUCCAUGAGUUUUGGCACUCCCCCGAGGUAUUGAAGAUUAUCAGUGAAAAUGCCGGGGUUGACCUUAUUCCUGCGAUGGAUUACGAGAUCAGCCACACCAAUGUCCAGUUAGGACCUGGUGGCCUAGAUGCUGUGCGCAAGACACCUCUGGAGCCACCCGCGGCAACCGAAGAGGCUAUUUCCGAAUUCGAAAAGCACAAACCCCGGACUCGAGCUAUCACUGACCAGACUAGGCCAAUUAUUGAGUGGCAUCGUGACUCCCACCCUUUUGUAUGUGUUGUGAUGCUGUCAGACGCCCAGCACAUGGCUGGAGGAGAAACAGAGCUGAAGAAAGCCGACGGGUCGACUCUGAAAGUCAAAUCCCCUCAAAUGGGUUGUGCUGUCAUCCUGCAGGGUCGUUAUAUCACACAUACUGCCGCUCCAGCCGCGAAUAUGCCGGAGCGCGUCACAAUCGUUACAUCUUUCCGUCCAAGGGACCCUACCCUCUUGGACGAGACUACCAAUUCCAAUGUUAGGAAUAAAUCCCACUUGACGGAGCUUUACUUCCAGUGGACGACCUAUCGCCUGGAUGUACUCGCUCAGAGAGCACAAAUUGCGGCGACGGAAUUGCGAGACAUGUAUGAGAAGAAUGUGAAUGCGUCCGAUCCAGAAGGUAAAAAUGGGCUAUGUCGAGUUGAGACAGUGGAGGUUAAGGCUAUUGAGGCUUGGGUAGAGGAUCAGAUGAAGUACAUGAAGGAGACACUGCAUGAAAUGCGACCCUUAGGUCAAUAG